AUGAGUACGAUAUUUCGCAGCGAGGAGAUGACUUUAUGUCAACUCUUCUUGCAACCUGAUGCGGCUUAUGCUUGUAUAUCAGAAUUGGGAGAAUUGGGAAUUGUACAAUUUCGUGAUUUGAAUCCAAAUGUUAAUUCUUUUCAACGAAAAUUUGUAAAUGAAGUUCGACGAUGUGAAGAAAUGGAACGAAAACUUCGAUUUCUUGAAACGGAAAUAAAAAAAGAUGAAUUACCGAUAUAUGAUCCCGAAGAUAAUCCUGAUGCACCAAAGCCUCGUGAAAUGAUCGAUCUUGAAGCAACAUUUGAAAAAUUGGAUCAUGAAUUAAAAGAAAUAAAUACAAAUGCUGAUGCACUUCUUAGAAAUUUCAAUGAAUUAACUGAAUUAAAACAUAAUUUACAAAUGACUCAAGGAUUUUUUGAUGAGGCUCAAGCUAAUCCAGUUGGUGUUUUGGAAGAUAUAUCUGCUGAACGAGAAAUUGAAUUAGGUGGACAAUCAACAGCGGCUGCUGGAAUGAAAUUAGGAUUUAUAACUGGUGUUAUACCACGUGAACGUAUGGUUACAUUUGAACGAAUGUUAUGGAGAGUUUGUCGUGGAAAUGUUUUUGUUAAACAAGCUGAUAUUUCUGAUUUAAUUGAAGAUCCUCUUACGGGUGAAAAAGUUCAUAAAACAGUAUUUGUUGUUUUCUUUCAAGGUGAACAAUUAAAAAAUCGUGUUCAAAAAAUUUGUGAAGGUUUUCGAGCAAAUAUAUAUCCAUGUCCAGAAAAUCCUUAUGAACGUCGUGAAUUAGCAAUGGGUGUAAUGACACGUUUAGAUGAUUUAACUGUUGUUCUUAGUCAAACUCAAGAUCAUCGUCAAAGAGUUUUAGCAGCAACAUCAAGAAAUCUUCGAACAUGGCAAAUUAAAGUUAAAAAAAUCAAAGCAAUUUAUCAUACAAUGAAUAUGUUUAAUAAUGAUGUUGCAAGAAAAUGUUUUAUUGCGGAAUGUUGGGCACCAGUUUCCGAACUUGAUAGAAUUCAAUUAGCACUUAGAAAAGGAUCUGAAGCAAGUGGUGGUGAAACAGUUUCAUCAGUAUUAAAUCGAAUGAUAACUCGUGAACAACCACCAACACAUCAUAAAUUAAAUAAAUUUACACAAGGUUUUCAAAAUUUAGUUGAUGCAUAUGGUGUUGCAACAUAUAGAGAAAUAAAUCCAAUGCCAUUUGUAUUAAUAACAUUUCCAUUUUUAUUUGCUGUUAUGUUUGGUGAUGCUGGUCAUGGUAUUAUUGUAUCAAUAUUUGCUAUUUGGAUGGUUUUAAAAGAACGUUCACUUAAAGAUAAAUGGAGAACACAAGAAGUUUGGACUAUUUUUUUUGGUGGAAGAUAUAUUAUUUUAUUAAUGGGAUUAUUUUCAAUUUAUACAGGACUUAUUUAUAAUGAUGUUUUUUCCAAAUCUAUAAAUAUAUUUGGAUCAUCAUGGAGAGUUAAAUUUGAUGAUAAAACAUUAAUUAAAAUUGAUUCAGUUAUAUUAGAACCAAAUCCAACUCCAUAUAAAGAUCAUACACAAACAUAUGAACAAAUGUAUUCUGCUAAUCCAUAUUUAUUAGGCAUUGAUCCAAUUUGGCAACUAUCUGAUAAUAAAAUAACAUUUACAAAUUCUGCAAAAAUGAAAUUUGCAAUUAUUAUUGGAAUAAUUCAAAUGGGUUUUGCUGUUAUUCUUAGUUUAUGGAAUCAUCUUCAUUUUAAACAUUAUCAUGGAAUAUUUGUUGAAUUUCUUCCUCAAAUAAUAUUUUUAGCUUGUAUUUUUUUUUAUUUAAUUAUAUUAAUAUUUUAUAAAUGGACAAAUUAUGAAGGAAAAGAUGCAACAGAUGCUCCAUCACUUCUUAUUCGUAAAGAUGAAAUAUUAACUAAACAAGGUAUUGAUACAGUUCAAUUAGAACCAACUCCAUAUAAUAAUACAAAAUCUGCUGAAUAUCAACAAAUGUUUAGUGGUACACCAUAUCCAUUUGGUCUUGAUCCUAUUUGGCAAUUAUCAGAAAAUAAAAUAACAUUUACAAAUUCAGUUAAAAUGAAAUUUGCAAUUAUUAUUGGAAUUAUUCAAAUGGGUUUUGGAGUUUUUCUUAGUUUAUGGAAUCAUUUACAUUUUAAUCAUCGUUAUGCAAUAUAUCUUGAAUUUCUUCCUCAAAUAAUAUUUUUAUCAUGUAUUUUCUUUUAUUUAAUAAUAUUAAUAUUUUAUAAAUGGACACAUUUUGAUGGAAGUGUCUCAACACAAGCACCAUCAUUACUUAUUCAAUUAAUAAAUAUGAUAUUAUUAUCAUAUCCAUCGGAACCUGAAAGUUCAAGAACAUUUUAUAGUGGUCAACAAGGAAUUCAAACAGCUCUUAUUAUACUUGCUGUUAUUUGUAUACCAUGGAUGCUUUUAGGAAAACCAAUUUAUAGAAUUAUCAUGAAUAAACGACGAGCUAAUUAUUCAACAGUAGCAAAUCAUACAGAACAUGUUGAACAUGAUAUUGAAGAACAAACACAUGAACAUGAUUCAUCAAAAAAGAGAGGCAUUGUGCUUGAUGUUGAUGUACGGGAUACAGAUACUGAUGAAAUGCUUGAUGAUGAACAUUUACACCAACAACACCAUCAAACUGAAGUUGAAAUGAGUGAAGUAUGGGUUGAACAAGGAAUUCAUACAAUUGAAUAUUUUCUUGGUUGUAUAUCUCAUACAGCUUCAUAUUUACGUCUUUGGGCGUUAUCAUUAGCUCAUGCACAAUUAAGUGAAGUAUUAUGGCAAAUGGUAUUACAUAUUGGAUUAUCAAUGAAUGGUUAUAUUGGUUGCAUAGCAUCAUUUCUAGUAUUUAUGCCGUGGUCAUGUUUAACCGUAUUUAUAUUACUUUUAAUGGAAGGACUUUCAGCUUUUCUUCAUGCACUUCGACUUCAUUGGGUUGAAUUUCAAUCGAAAUUUUAUAAAGGUGAAGGUUAUCCAUUUAUUCCAUUUUCUUUCCGACUUUUAUUAGAUGAAGUUCCUAUUGAAGGAUAA
Molecule: messenger RNA, 3003 nt
Organism: Rotaria sp. Silwood2
Lineage: Eukaryota; Metazoa; Rotifera; Eurotatoria; Philodinida; Philodinidae
Source: the annotation of a GenBank genome assembly